Messenger RNA from Micropterus salmoides (largemouth bass), 628 nucleotides. RefSeq names its product RING-type E3 ubiquitin-protein ligase PPIL2-like. NCBI's taxonomy places the organism in Eukaryota, Metazoa, Chordata, Actinopteri, Centrarchiformes, Centrarchidae. Gene Ontology annotation, molecular function: peptidyl-prolyl cis-trans isomerase activity; ubiquitin-ubiquitin ligase activity. The record is from RefSeq and is a predicted model, not a curated record. Gene Ontology annotation, biological process: protein peptidyl-prolyl isomerization; protein polyubiquitination; protein folding. Gene Ontology annotation, cellular component: catalytic step 2 spliceosome.
CUUCAUCACUUUCCGGUCAUGCACCUACCUCGACAGGAAGCACACUGUGUUUGGAAGGAUUGUUGGUGGAUUUGAAACACUCACAGCCAUGGAGAAUGUGGAGAGUGAUCCCAAAUCAGACAAACCAAAGUCGGAGAUCAAGAUCAUAAGUGCGACUGUUUUCGUGGACCCGUACGAAGAGGCUGACGCUCAGAUUGCAGCAGAGCGAGAAAAGGAGCUGCAGAAGCAGGAGGAGGAGAAACAGCAGACCAGCAUCGCCCAGAAGAAAGCCAAGGAGGAGCAGGCGCCCAAGACCUUCAAAGCGGGUGUAGGGAAAUACAUCAACCCUGCCACAACGAGAAAACUGUUGUAGUACAGCCUGUUUGAAAAGAACAUCUUCUCUCAUGCAAAUUCAUCCAUGACCUUGCCAGACCACAAAGAGACAAGCAAAAGUUCUGAAUACUUCCUCCUACAGAAGAAGAAACCUGAAAGGUCUGUAUUAUACAAAGGCAUAAACAACCUGAUUUACAAAGAGAAAAGGGUUAUGAGCAGGAACCCAGGCAAAAGUAAGAAAAGAUCAGAGAAUCACACAGUCUAGAAGAAGCACACAUCUGUGGAAAAACAGCUAAUUAUGACAUCAUAUUCUUCU